GGAAGUGAAACUAUUCCCCAGUCACUGGAACCGAGAGGGAAAAUGGCGCAGCAACAACCUCGACUUGAUCAAGAGAGAAUAUCCUGUUCGAUCUGUCUGGACCUCCUGAGGGAUCCAGUGGCUAUUCUUUGUGGACACAGCUACUGUCAGAGCUGUAUUCAAAGUUUCUGGGAUGAAGAGGACCAGAAGAAAAUCCACAGCUGUCCUCAGUGCAGAGAAACCUUCACACUGAGGCCUGUUCCGGUGAAAAACACCAUGUUAGCAGAGUUAGUGGAGGAGCUAAAGAAGACUGGACUCUAUACUGCUCCUGGUGAUCACUGCUACGCUGGAUCUGAAGAUGUGGCUUGUGACUUGUGCACGGGGAGUAAACUGAAAGCUCUCAAGUCCUGCCUGAUGAGUAUGGCCUCUUAUUGCAAGAAACACCUCCAGCCUCACUACGAUGCAGCUCCUCUAAAGAAACACGAGCUGGCCGAGCCCUCCAAUAAGCUCCAGGAGAACAUCUGCCCUCUCCAUGCUGAGGUGAUGAAGAUGUUUUGCCAGACUGAUCAGCAGUGUAUCUGUUAUCUCGGCUCUAUGGAGCAACAUAAAGGUCACGAUACAGUGUCAGCCGCAGCAGAAAGGGCUGAGAGACAGAAGAUGCUUGAGGAACAUUGGCAACAAAUCCAGAGGAGAAUCCAGGAUGGCAAUGAGAUGAAGAAGCUCCAGCAUGAGGUGGAAGACACCAAUCACGCUGCAGAUAAAGCAGUGGCAGACAGUGAGAAGAUUUUCACUCGGCUUCUCCGUCUGAUUAAGAAAAGAAACUCUGAAGUGAAGCAGCAGAUCAGAUCCCGGCAGAAAACUGAAGUGAGUCGAAUCAGAGAGCUUCAGAAGAACUUGGAGCAGGAGAUCGCUGAUCUGACGAGGCAAGAUGCUGGUUUGGAUCAGCUCUCACGCACAGAAGAUCACAUCCAUUUUCUGCAAAAUUACCCCUCGCUGUCACACCUCAGUGACCUUACAUUCUCCUCCAGCAUCAAAAUCCAUCCUUGGAGGCACUUUGAGGACAUGGUGGCAGCUGUGUCAAAGCUCAGAGAUGAGCUACAGAUCAUUCUGAGAGACAAACGGGUGAAAAGCUCACAGACAGAGACUGAAGUGGAUGUUUUACUGCCAGAUCCAGAACCAAAGACCCGAGCUGACUUCUUAAAAUAUUCAUGCGAAAUCACCCUGGAUCCAAAUACAGCCAACAGAGAGCUGUUGUUAUCAGAAGGGAACACAAAAGCAACAUGGGGGAGCCGGGAACCGUUUUGUUGCAAUCAUCCAGACAGAUUCAUCGGAUGUGUCCAGGUUCUGAGCAGAGAGAGUCUAACGGGUCGUCAUUACUGGGAGGUGAAGUGGAGCGGAGAAGGAGUUUAUAUAGCAGUUGCAUACAAGAAUAUUAAGAGAAGCGGGCCGUGGAAUGAAUGUGGAUUUGGAUACAAUGACAAGUCCUGGGCAUUAGAUCAUUUUGGCAAUAAUUAUUCAUUCACGCAUAACAACAUGUACACUCCAGUCUCAGGUCCUUGGUCCUCCACCAUAGGAGUCUAUCUCAAUCACAGUGCAGGUAUCUUGUCCUACAGUGUCUCUGAAACCAUGACUCUCCUCCACAGAGUCCAGACCACGUACACUCAGCCGCUACACGUUGGACUUUGGUUUUAUAGGUUUGGAGACUCUGCGAAGUAUGUAAAAUCAACUGUCAAUCAAACAGUGUGGUUGAGGCUGUCACACAAUAGAUCUUUUUCUGUCGCUGUUUGUUCGAUUUGUUCGAUAGUUCUUUUCUAAAGACAGUAACCUUUGUUUUCCACAUGAAAACGCAAACCACGUCAGGCCCAUAAGUAUUUGGACACCACUCCGUUGGCAUUUGAAUGAAACAAUCGAGAUGUGCUUGUAGUGUAGCUCAUUAUUGUUAAAUCAAUGGGCGUAACAAUAUAUUUAUAUUAAACACUUAGGAAUCAUCAAUAUUUGGAUACAGUACACAGUGCCUCUAUUUUCAAAGCCCAAAAGUAAUUGGACUAACUGAAUAUAAGCAUUAGCUUUAAAACAAUGCAUCAUUUUCAUAGCCGGUCUGUGACUUAAUUUCCAUCUAUCAUUAAGAUCUUCAUGCAUCCUUCCUCAUUUGUCAUAUUGUGUCACUUCUUUCCAUCAUACUGCUUUUGGUCAGUCAGCUUUCUUUGUAAAAGCCACAACUCAGUGGAACGCUCUCCCUGAUAGCAUUAAGAACUCUGAUUCUAUCGGA
This is a messenger RNA of Thalassophryne amazonica, 2248 nucleotides long. Its product is annotated as tripartite motif-containing protein 16-like. NCBI's taxonomy places the organism in Eukaryota, Metazoa, Chordata, Actinopteri, Batrachoidiformes, Batrachoididae. The record is from RefSeq and is a predicted model, not a curated record. Gene Ontology annotation, molecular function: zinc ion binding; protein binding.